AGUUUUCUAUCCAAAUUUUUACUCUCUCACGAGUACGCCUGCAUGAUGGAUGACAUGCAUAUUUUAUAGAGCAUUUUAUAUGUUUAUUCUUGAGCUUUCCUCUUAGAUUCUUUCUCUUUGUAUAUUAUUUUUUUAUUUUAUAUGUUGCAUCAUGUUCAUGUGUUUGUUAAACGACCAUGUGCUUUUAGGGACAAACGGCGUGGUAAAGUUGUGACCUCUAAAAAUUAUGCACGAUCUGUGUAUUCAUACGUAAACCUCCAAAAAGUAAUUUUUUAUUAAAAAAAACGAUGUGCCUUAUGGUUGGUAAAUUGGGAAACGCAACGCAUCGGAUCAGGACGACUCUCGGGCGUAUAUUUCAAGGGGGCACAAACAAGUACCUACUCCAAAUUGACAUGAUAAUUUAAACAUUGCUUUAACUCUAACUUCGCAUGCAGAAUCGAAUAGGGAAGAAACAAAAACAUUGACUGCAAUUUUGGACUGCAUACAAAAUUCUACCUCAUCCUCAUUACAUAUUAGUCAUCGCCAGAACAUCUUCACACACAGAGCAAAUGGAGCCGGAGCUCAACGGUGCAGCCGCCGAAGAGCAAGAACUAGGGUGGGGCAGAUCUCUUCCUGUCCCAAGUGUGCAGGAGAUUGUGAGGAAGGAUCCCAACUGUGUUCCUGAAAGAUACAUCAGGGGCCAAAUCAAAAGAGAUGAAAUCAGCGAACUUCCAGAACUCCACAUCCCUGUGAUCGACUUCUCCAAGCUUUCGGGAGGUGAUGAAGCUGAGUUAAACAAACUGGAUCUUGCAUGCAAGGACUGGGGAUUUUUCCAGAUUGUGCACCAUGGAAUAUCAGAGGAUGUUUUGUAUAGGGUCAGGAAUGCCAUGGCUGCAUUCUUUGAUCUCCCGAUCGAAGAGAAGAAGAGGUAUGCAAUGGCAGAUAAUGAUCUGCAAGGUUAUGGACAAGCAUAUGUGGUGUCUGCAGAGCAGAAGCUGGACUGGAACGAUCUAGUUUAUCUGAUGACAGAGCCGAUUAGGAGGAGAAGUUACAGAUAUUGGCCAACUACGGUACGAGACUUUAAGGAUGCUUUAACAACGUACUCAGACCAGGCGAAGAGAGUAGCAAUGCAACUGCUUUCUCACCUCUCCUUACUCAUGAACAUGAAUAGAGAAGGGUUGUUAAACUUACACGGCGAGAUGGGUCUCGGCAUGCGUCUUAAUUAUUACCCAGCUUGCUCCAGGCCUGAUGAAGUUAUGGGUGUUAGUCCACACUCUGAUGGCAGCUCUAUUACCAUACUCUGGCAAGAUGAAGACAUUGCCGGUCUUCAAAUUAAACAUGAAGGCGAGUGGAUCCCAGUGGAGCCGAUUCCACACGCUCUCGUAGUAAACAUUGGCGAUGCCAUUGAGGCAUGGAGUAAUGGAAUAUACCAGAGCAUUGAACACAGGGCUGUGACAAAUGAGAGGAAGAGCAGGAUGAGUCUUGCAACUUUUGUUAUCCCAGACGAGAAUGCAGAGAUUGGGCCUCUGCAACAGAUGCUAGAUGCCACUCUUCUGCCCAAGAUGUAUCGAAAUGUUAAGUACCUGGACUACAUAAGGUAUACUUUAGCAAGAAAGAUGGAAGGAAAAGCGCACACACAUUUGCUGAAAUUAGAACAAGAGUAGA
This is a messenger RNA of Zingiber officinale, 1644 nucleotides long. Its product is annotated as protein SRG1-like. The transcript has 4 exons. Bases 549 to 1643 code for a protein of 364 amino acids. The record is from RefSeq and is a predicted model, not a curated record. Lineage: Eukaryota; Viridiplantae; Streptophyta; Magnoliopsida; Zingiberales; Zingiberaceae.